Messenger RNA from Ceratotherium simum simum (southern white rhinoceros), 1720 nucleotides. It is a transcript of the gene WDR25, whose product is annotated as WD repeat domain 25. Lineage: Eukaryota; Metazoa; Chordata; Mammalia; Perissodactyla; Rhinocerotidae. The record is from RefSeq and is a predicted model, not a curated record. Gene Ontology annotation, molecular function: protein binding.
AUGGCUUCGUUGGUGGCUUAUGAUGACUCAGACUCAGAGGCUGAGACGGAGCCUGCGGGAAGUCCUGAUGCAGCCAGCCAGAUGAGAGACACUUGCGAUAUGGUCAGGCCUUGCGGGCAGGAUUUUGUGUCGGGCAUCCUGGACGUGACGGAAGGGGGAGCCCUCCCCACAGAGCCCGGUUCUUAUGAAGACCCGGCCGGCCGUCGUCUCCCUCUGGUUCGGCUCUGGAGAAGGGACCCAGGGUCUUGCCCCAGCCAGAGGCUGCAGUGGCCCAGGGCAGAGCCUGAAGUCACCUUCCCCACAAGUGAGCCUCCUCGGCCUUCCCUGUGGACCAGUCACACUCCGGCCAACCACAUGCCUCUGGCGGCUGCCCGCUUUAGACAGGUGACACCCGCCUGGGGACCUGGGGACUCCCCCGAGCCGUCUUUCUGUGCCCAAAGCAAAUGUGGAAGCCCAGGGACAAACGGCAGCUCCCUGCAGAGGAAAAGGCGUGAGGACUGUGUCGUCCCCUACACCCCGAAAAGGCUGAGGCAGCUGCAAGCAUCAAGCGCAGAGACAGACAAGAGUACAGACGUGCAGCCCCAGGGCCCCUCCGCCCGGCGAGCGCCCGCCCAGGCCCGUCUCCCUGUGGCCCCCCGAGUGUCUGAGUUGAUUCAGCCGCAUCUGGACGGUCAGUAUAAAGCAGCCAAGAUGCCCAGGGGUGUGCUGUUCCACCUGAGAGGCCACAGGGGCCCGGUCAACAGCGUCCAGUGGUGUCCAGUCUUGUCGAGAAGCCACAUGCUUCUCUCGGCUUCUAUGGACAAAACCUUCAAGGUGUGGAACGCCGUGGACUCGGGGAGCUGCUUGCAGACCUACUCCCUGCACAGUGAGGCGGUGCGGGCUGCCCGGUGGUCUCCCUGCGGCCAGCGCAUCCUCAGUGGUGGCUUCGACUUCGCCCUGCACCUAACAGACCUCGAAACAGGAACCCGGCUGUUCAGUGGUCAGAGCGACUUUAGAAUCACUACCUUGAAGUUUCAUCCGAAAGAUCAUAGCCUGUUUGUGUGUGGAGGCUUCAGCUCUGAAGUCAAAGCUUGGGAUAUACGGACCGGCAAGGUGGUAAGAAGCUACAAGGCGACCAUCCAGCAGACCUUGGACAUCCUCUUCCUCCAGGAAGGCUCCGAGUUUCUGAGCAGCACAGAUGCUUCUAGCCGGGACUCCGCCGACCGCACCAUUAUCGCCUGGGAUUUCCGGACCUCCGCCAAAAUCUCCAACCAGAUUUUCCAUGAGAGAUACACCUGCCCCAGCCUCACCUUGCACCCACGGGAGCCUGUGUUCCUGGCGCAGACCAAUGGCAACUACCUGGCCCUCUUCUCUGCCGUGUGGCCCUACCGGAUGAGCAAAAGGCGGCGCUACGAAGGGCACAAGGUGGAAGGCUACUCGGUGGGCUGCGAGUGUUCCCCGGAUGGUGACCUGCUGGUGACGGGCAGCGCCGACGGCCGGGUCCUGCUGUACAGCUUCCGCACUGCCAGCCGGGCGCGGACACUGCCAGGGCACGCACAGGCCUGCGUCGGCACCACCUUCCACCCCGUGCUGCCCUCUGUGCUCGCCACCUGCUCCUGGGAGGGCGACAUUAAGAUCUGGCACUGAGCACCCAGCGUGGAACCUUCUAGACGCUGGCCGGGCCCCAGGCUCCCCUUCUUCUUUGGAGUGGGUGGGUGUGAGCACGCACUGAGGUUGGCUU